AAAUUAAUUUGACUUGCGCAUUGGCAGCCAAUUUUGGGGUGGAGAUUUUGAAUUGGUUGAGAUUCCCAACAUAAGCUUUGACUGUGUAUUUACAUUCACAUGAUGAUUUUGUUGGGUUUGCUUACUGUACCUAUUUUAUUAUUGUUUAAUAUCUACAAGUCACAUCAGCUGCCUUUACCUCAAUCAUUAAAGAUCGAUAGCUUGGAUAGUAGAUCUGGAGAUAUUUCUGAUUUUCUUUUUAAAUUUGGAUACAUACCUAAAGAUGACUUUCGUGUUGGAAGCAUUCGAAGUUCUGAUUACUUGAAAGAUGCCAUCAAGCGAAUGCAAAGGUUUGCUGGUUUACCUGCAACCGGUGAAAUCGAUGCAGCAACUUUUAAUUUAACCAAAAGACCUCGAUGUGGGGUUCCUGAUUAUUUCCCAUCAGACAUUCGUAACAGGGUAAAAAGAUAUGUUUUAAAAGGACCAAAAUGGGAUAAAACAACUUUAACCUGGAGGAUAAAUGGUUCAACUCCUUCAACCAUGCGAAGGACUGUUUUAGAUAGUGAAAUUCAUCAAGCUCUUCUGCUGUGGAGCAGACAUUCAAAGUUAAAGUUUUAUCCAUCUGGUUCGAAUCCAGCUGAUAUUUUAAUUACCUUUUUCAGUCGAGACCAUGGAGAUAAUUUAGCUUUCGAUGGUAUUGGAGGUGUUUUAGCCCAUGCUUUUUUCCCUGGCCCUGACUUUGGAGGGGAUGUUCAUUUUGAUGCAGAUGAAACAUGGAUAGAAACUGGAAAAAAAGAUCCAUCAGGGACUGGUCUUUUUGGUGUAGCUGCUCAUGAAUUUGGCCAUUCACUUGGCUUAUCUCAUUCACCAAUUGUUGAAUCCUUGAUGUUUCCUUACUAUAGAGACAUUGAUUUUGAUUUUGAGCUUCCUCAAGAUGAUAUUAACGGAAUCCAAGCUCUUUACGGCCCAUCAGACACAAAAUGGCCAACUCAUAAACCAACCACUAAAUUUACCACACCACGACCUAACCGUCCAACAACUUAUAUACCAAAGAUAACUGAACCUCCUACAACCUGUGAUACAAGUUUUGAUGCAAUUUCAACCAUUCGAAGUGAAAUUUUCAUCUUCAAAGGCCGAUAUUUUUGGAGAUUGGAUGAAAAUAAAAACCUGGAAAGAGACUAUGCUAUUCCUGUUAAUAAUUUUUGGUUUAAUUUACCGAAAGAUUUUGAAAAAAUUGAUGCAGUUUAUGAGCGACCUUUAGACAGUAAAAUAGUCUUUUUUCUGGGUGCAUCAUAUUGGGUAUUUGACGGGAAUAAUGCUGAAAGCGGUUACCCAAAGCCACUGUAUGAUUUAGGAUUACCUAGAAAUUUAAAAUCAGUUGACGCUGUUACAACUUGGGGCUACAAUGGUCUAGUCUACAUUUUUGCUGGCAAUCAAUAUUGGAGGUUAGAUGAGAGGACAAACCGUGUUGAACUCGACUAUCCGAGGAGCAUGAAAAUUUGGAAAGGUGUUCCAACCAAUUUAGAUGCUGCUUUUCAUUGGCAAAAAAAUGGGAGAACCUAUUUUUUUAAAGGACGAGGGUUUUGGCUGUUUGAUGAUCGAACCAUGUCAGUUACUCCGGAUUCACCUCAAUCAUCUGUUCAUUAUUGGUUUGAUCCUCUCUGCAAAAAUGCUCCAUACCCUGAUUUAAAUGAUAUAAGUUCAACCGAGCCAUCAAUUAGAGAUGUCAACAGUUCGCCAUCAUGAUGAUAUUAUUACAUUUUCCUAUUUCGUCUGUCUUCUGUUAAUGCUCAGCAGUUUCUUAGUUGUCUUUAAUCAUAGUGUAAAUAUAAGUUGAAAUACGCGUUUUUUACAUGCUUGUAUUUAAUCAACACGCCAACCAUCAAUCACCACUUUGUCAUUCAGAUUAACUAAUUACAAAAAUCAACUCACAAUGAAACCAAAAGGCACAAAGAGCAAGAGAUUGAAAUUUCAUCUAUACUCAUAUUAAUAUAUUUAUAUUAUCAUUAUUGCUACAAUUAGAUGCUAAACCGUGACCAAAGCUUUUGUAUAAAGAAUCAAUUUUUCAGCAUUUUUACUCCUAAAACAUAUUUUAUUAAGACCACUCAAUGAUCAAUCGCACUUUUUAAAAUCACAGCAUGCCUUUUUUCAGAUCGUUGACAACCUAGAUUGAUCAUUAAAUUGUUGUACAAAAUUUAAACCAUUUAUUUAUAUUGUAAUAAUUAGUAUUUGAUGUGAUUUACAUUGUUGUUUUUAACAUUAAAAGAUCCAAUUGAGUCAACAGUA
Molecule: messenger RNA, 2265 nt
Organism: Tetranychus urticae (two-spotted spider mite)
Lineage: Eukaryota; Metazoa; Arthropoda; Arachnida; Trombidiformes; Tetranychidae
Product: matrix metalloproteinase-14
Biological process (GO): proteolysis; extracellular matrix organization; collagen catabolic process
Cellular component (GO): extracellular matrix
Molecular function (GO): zinc ion binding; metalloendopeptidase activity
Source: RefSeq, a predicted model, not a curated record